Messenger RNA from Plenodomus lingam JN3, 1233 nucleotides. RefSeq lists its product as uncharacterized. The record is from RefSeq and is a predicted model, not a curated record. Gene Ontology annotation, biological process: magnesium ion export from mitochondrion. Gene Ontology annotation, molecular function: magnesium ion transmembrane transporter activity. NCBI's taxonomy places the organism in Eukaryota, Fungi, Ascomycota, Dothideomycetes, Pleosporales, Leptosphaeriaceae.
AUGGUCCUUGCCCGCGUGGCCGACUUCUUCACGAACGGAGAUUCCACACAAAACAUCGUCGACAGCACAGGAAGAGAUGUUGCAGAUACAGCAGAGAGCAUGGCAAAGAACGCGGCGGACACAAUGCAAACAGCGGUUGAAGAGGAGAUAGAUGUGGAUGCCGCGAGACCCCCAUAUAUACAUGCAAUGUUGGCUGGAGGCAUUGGAGGUACCACUGGCGAUAUGCUGAUGCAUUCACUAGACACGGUGAAGACACGGCAGCAGGGCGACCCCCACAUGCCACCGAAAUACACCUCAAUGGGCUCGACCUACUACACGAUAUGGAGGCAGGAGGGCAUACGGAAGGGGCUAUAUGGAGGGGUGCAACCAGCAUUCCUCGGAUCAUUUGUUGGAACAGUGUGCUUCUUUGGUGCAUACGAGUGGAGCAAGCGAGCCAUGAUCGACAAUGGUGUUGCGCCUUCGAUAGCCUACUUCUCGGCUGGUCUUAUCGCUGACCUAGCCGCUGCGCCAGCAUACGUGCCAUCCGAAGUCCUCAAAACUCGUUUGCAAUUACAAGGCCGCUAUAAAAACCCAUACUUCAAUUCUGGAUACAAUUACCGCGGGACCGUGGAUGCUAUAAGGACGAUUAUCAAGACAGAAGGCUACAGUGCAUUAUUCCAUGGCUACAAGGCAACUCUUUGGCGAGAUCUACCCUUCUCAGCACUGCAAUUCGCGUUCUAUGAGCAAGAGCGGGGAUGGGCAAAAAAAUACAUGGGGUCGAACAAUAUUGGUCUGCCUUUAGAGAUUGCAACUGCAGCGAGUGCAGGAGGCAUGGCCGGUGUCAUCACAACACCACUCGACGUGGUGAAGACGCGCAUACAGACGCAACAUAACGAGCCUUCAGUGGCGACUUCCACUUCGCGAAAGACAGCACCGCAGUCGACAACAACGUCAAAACAUACAACCACGCCCACCGCCACGAAAAAUACUACCUCAACACAGUCUAGACUGAUCUCAACAUCCUCUCCUUCCACAACACUCAAGGCCCAUGGCGCAGCCACCCUUGAUACCUCCUCCGUCCUGACAGGUCUAAAGAUCAUAUAUAAGACCGAAGGUGUGGCUGGUUGGUUCCGAGGUGUGGGUCCAAGAUUCGUCUGGACUAGCGUACAAUCUGGCACGAUGUUGGUCUUGUACCAGACGCUUUUGAGAUUUUUCGAAGACCAUCCCCUCGUCACAGGAGGAGGAGACAUGUAA